Messenger RNA from Lytechinus pictus (painted urchin), 8923 nucleotides. RefSeq lists its product as uncharacterized. The record is from RefSeq and is a predicted model, not a curated record. Gene Ontology annotation, biological process: protein dephosphorylation. Gene Ontology annotation, molecular function: protein tyrosine phosphatase activity; protein binding. The coding region runs from base 369 to 6422 and encodes 2017 amino acids. The transcript has 40 exons. Lineage: Eukaryota; Metazoa; Echinodermata; Echinoidea; Temnopleuroida; Toxopneustidae.
UUUCAUUCAAUUCAGGCAUUACCGUAAGCAAGCACAACGGUCAUGACGCCAGCGUAAGCAGUGGUAGCGAGCUUCACCAUCCUCCGAUACCGGUACUGACUGACAAGUGGUGUAGAUCCUGUAGAUCGACUGACAAACCGGAAGUACCAUCUCUGAAAUUAUCAUUCGGUAUUAGUCUAUUUCCUUCUAAAUUCCUGUCUCAUUGAGAUUGGAGUCAUGCAUGCAGUGCACGUAAGUUUCUCCCUCAUACCAGGAUACGACGAUCUCUAAAUGAAUGGAUAUUAGGAAAAAUUCAACGCAAACUCUUAAAUGACACUGAAGUACAGGUGCUUCAUACGCUACUACUGGAGUUAGUCAUCAACUUCAUAAUGAUGCUGUUUGGAGAUGCUGUUCUAGGAUGCUUCAGGGUGUAUUUGCCCAUCAUGCUCUUAUGGAUUAUUUCUCCUGCAAGAGUUGCAGGUCAGGAUUGCUCCGCUCCAGGGGAAAAUGUCUUUGAAGGCUAUCGUUAUGUUUUCUACCAUGGUACUGAUGGUGUCCACAGAAGUUUCUCAGCCACACGAACACACUGUCAAAGCCUAGGAGGUGAUAUGCCCAUCAUCACAUCAGAAGCACAAAAUAACUUCGUUGCCUCAAAAUUAAGGACUGAUGGGGGAAACUAUUACAUUGGCUUAAAAGAUAUGGACCAGAAUGGCCAGUAUAAGUGGAUUGAUGGAACAAGCCCCGGGUAUUUAAACUGGGAUCCAUUCUUAUACGAUUGGUCGCCACCACACUGUGCUGUGAUGAGGUCUGGGAACAGCCUGUCUGAUUCUAGCCAUGGACUUUGGAAUCGAAGAAAAUGUACAUCACAAAGACGACAUAUCUGCCAAAUACCACUAGGCGAUGGCUGUAGAUGGCAUGAGUUUGGUGAAUCUCAGUAUCUCAUAAAGUUGGUACCCUAUAAAGGUCUAGGUGACGCCAGGGAUACGUGUCAACAAUAUGGUGGUGAUUUAGCUAUCAUUAAAACUGAAGAAGUCAAUGCAUUUCUCAAAGACAUCAUAGUUCCCUCAUUAACUUCAACUAGUCAAUAUUUCUGCUACUGGAUUGGGCUUGAGAGAGAUGGAUGGGGGGAUUUUACCUGGUUAGAUGGUACUACUCCUGGAUAUACUGAUUGGUUUACUACAACGGAACCGAAUGACUUCAACUCCUGGGGAUGUCUUGGUUUUCGUGAAGGUCCUUCAUGGUACGACCAGCUGCAGGGAUCCCCCUUUCCCUACAUUUGUGAGCGCACACACGCUCUUGAUGGCACCAACGAAGCAUCAUUUGGAGGUGUAAAUUACUUUGUCUCUCCUUCUUGGCUAUCUCGGGAUUUUUCGAAUGCACGGACCUAUUGUCAGUAUCAUGGAGCCGAUUUAGCACUCAUCAAAUCACAUGACGUGAACGUCUUCCUUCAUGAAAGGAUUUCGGGAGUGAAUACUUUAGUGUAUUUUGGAUUGACUGAUCGGGAUGUCGAAGGCACUUACAAAUGGAUCGACGGCACACCUUUACAGUAUUCUUCAUGGUUAUCUCCCGAACCCAACGGCAACACGAAUGAAAACUGUGCCUCUUUAGAUCCUUUGUCAAGUAAUUUUGGAUGGAUCGAUGUCUCAUGCUCUGAGGCAAGACCAUUCAUAUGUGAACGCCACCAGUACGUUCAUGAAAAGAAAUGGAGUCAUUUUGGUGGAACUCUCUACUAUGUCUCACAAUCCUCUUUGACGUCGUACACGUUGGCGAGGAGCUUUUGUCGGGAUCAGGGAGGUGAUCUUGCCCAACCUAAAACACAAGAAAUGAAUACGCAUCUCACCAUGCUUGCAGGAGGCAACUCGUUCUGGUUUGGACUCGAUCGGAUGCAAGAUGGCAUUUUCCGUUGGAUCGAUGGCACUCAGAUCAACGAAGAUCAAUUUCCUUCUUGGUCGAAUUAUGUUACUACUCUGUUUGAGAACGAAAACUGUAUUCAUCAGCAGUUAAAUGAUGGAUGGGGAAAACUACCAUGUACAUCCUACUUGAGGGUCGCAUGUGCAAAACCUCCGAGACCGCGACCAGUUCCUCCUAUACCCCUGAUGGCAGCUACUUCGACACCCUACGGAGGAGGUCUUAAUGGCCCUUCAUUCCUAUGUCUACUCGGCUCAGAGGAUGAAGAUAUCCUAACACUGUCCACCAGAAGACUCUUCCGUCUGACCCAAUCUAUAGCUGCUGAUAGCUACACCGCUCCCGGACAAACCACUGUUGUAUCGCCUUCAGAAUCCCCCGAAGUAAAAAAGCAUACCCUCCCAGCGUCUAUGGAAGGAUUGGGAUUUUUCGAGUGUUCCUCGGUUACAGCAAGCAGGAUGACAUCGGUUCCUCUUGGAAUUCUUCUUUCAACUCGUGAUUUGCAACCACUGGAUGGUCGAUUUACAAAGACAGUAAACAUGGGAGAUAAUAUCACACUCAGUGUAAUGCGACCAACAGGAGAGGAAGACGGAACCGGGGCUAGGUGGGGCUUAUUAAUCGAUGAAGAAGACUGGGAUAACUCACUCAUCGCAUCUAGUUCGGGUAGUCUAUCACACACGAUUCAAUCUGCAUCUCUCUCGGACGCUGGUGUGUAUGUGACAUACAUGUCUAAUAUGUUGGACCAACGUCAAUUCAGUCUCAUCAGACUUAUCGUGAAAGAAUGCCCGGAUGGAAGAUGGAACCCACCAUUAUGCGAUCAGUUGUGCGAUUAUUGUUACAAUGGAGGUGUUUGUCACGAAUCAUCAGGUAUAUGUAUCUGUCCUCCUGGUUUUGCUGGAGCAAAUUGCCUACAAGCGUGUGGGAUGCAUACAUUUGGAUGGGAUUGUGAGUAUGAAUGUGGAACUGAUCAGUACUUGGACCAGUGUGCCGGUUCUCAGAUAUGUCUUCCUGAUCCGUAUGGAUGCAAUUGUUUAGCCGGAUACAAAGGAAUCUACUGUAAUGAAACAUGCGAAGGUGGUUGGUUUGGCGUUGAUUGCCGUCAGGAAUGCCAUUGCGAUGGUCAAGCAGACUGUAAUGACUUCACUGGUGAAUGUCCUGCUGAUUGCGCUCAAGGAUGGUCAGGACCAGCGUGCCAAGUUCCUUCUGUUUGUCCAACGGGAUACUUCGGGACCAACUGCACUCAGAAAUGCAACUGCAGGAAUGGGACAUCAUGCCAUAAAGAUUCUGGAUACUGUGACGAAGCUGAAGGGCUUUGUGAGAAAGGAUAUGUCACCGACUCUGUUGAAUUUCCAUCCAACUGUAUAACAUUUUCAGGAUGUCACAGCUCUUGUUCAGAGACAUGCCAUUGUUCUGGAGGGAUUGAUGAUUGUAACUUUCUGACCGGGAACUGCAUUUCAUCCAUCUGUCAUCCUAGAUGGACAGGAGAUCAAUGCCGAACGGAUCGGUUUGAAGCAAGCUCGAAGAAGACCAAUCCAGGGGUGGCUGCUUUCUCCUGCUCCUACAUUGUGCCACCAGGUCAAAAUGUUUCCUCUGAUUACGUGAAGGCAUCGAUAGGAUCACUUUCUGAAGAACAUUGGAUUAGCCACAGAGACAGUUCAAAUGCAUCAGGGACAUCUCUCAACAAUUCUUUUAACCAUGAGUACUUGGGUCAGGAGGAACCGAUUUACUGUUUCGUUGGCGUUCCUGGAGAUGCAUCAACGUUUGCUUUUGCCAGAUUGCCUCCUCGAGAGUUUUUUGAUUUGCCACGCUUUGCCGGCACACCUGAACUAGUUAGUCGUGGAUACUACCACGCUGUGAUUGGCUGGAGACAAUGGGACCCUAACAGUGACACUGGUGACGGACCCGUUGUCCGCUACAAGAUCUUCGUGCGAUCAGGAGCCGAUCUCCUGUCUACAGACGAGGUUCAGUCUCCAAGCUCGCACGAUGGUUCGGUAUCGAAGAGAUCUGCUGAGAAUGCCACGGAGAUGAUCGUAUACAAUGCCACCGGACUUGAAGCGGGAUCAACCUACUCUGUCCAGAUUGCAGCGAUCAGAGAUGGUGUCAAUGGUGAAGGGGAACCGGGUCUAGCAUUAACAUUGACAACAGAAAGACUUCCUGUGCCUCCGACUACACCAAGUCCUUCACCCGAUUCAACUACCUCGAUGAUUAAAUUGCCUGGCGGUCCAACUGGUAGUUCUAUAGGACCGGCAGUUGGAGGAGCCGUAGGUGGCAUCGUCGUCAUAUUGGUCAUCAUUGUAUUAGUCAUCAUUGUAUUAAGACGACGGAGAAAUGAUGAUAAACCAUCUAAAAAUGCUUACGUUGAGGACAAAGAGGCAUCGCUUUACUUUCAAGACACGUCAUUAGAUGGAGAAAAUGACUACAGCCGGGCCUCCGUUUUAAACCCAGACCAUGUCGACCAGGGACUUCCCCGGAGCACCACCAGACCUAAACCAGCUAUAGCCGCCAAGCCCUCUCAUCGGCAAACCUUAGAACCUGAUGCUACCGAUGGUGGCCCAGGGUCACCAAGCAGCAAACCACUUUCCACACCCAAGCCGAUUCCUGUCGCUCAGUUUCCUGCAUAUGUCAACAGGAACAGACACACUGCACUCUUCUCAGAAGAAUUCCAUGACCUACCUGCUGCAGAUAUCUAUCCACAGACAGUGGCUCAAGAGAAGAUUAAUUUCAAGAAGAACAGAUACAAGAAUAUCUUACCAUAUGAUUCAGCAAGAGUAAAGUUGGCUGUCAUCAACAACGAUCCCCACUCAGAUUACUUCAACGCAUCUUACAUUCCUAGUUUUGAAAAUGACAAGGCUUACAUUGCAUCACAAGGGCCCAACAAUGCAUCUGUAGAUGAUUUCUGGAGGAUGGUCUGGCAGGAGAAUGUGACGACCAUUGCCAUGGUUACGAGGCUUCAAGAAGGGGACAAGAUAAAAUGCCGUCAGUACUGGCCCAGUAAACAAGGAGAUUCAGUGAUGUUUGGAAAAAUAAAAGUGGUAUUGGAGUUGCUGGAACCAUGCACCGGUGGGGUGAAAAGGAAGAUGUCAAUGGAGAAGGGUGACGAAUCGCGGACCGUCACUCAAUUUCACUUCAGGGUAUGGCCAGACAAGGGUGUUCCUAAACAUACCUCAUACCUCCUGAAGUUUAUCAAAGAAGUCAAGGAUGAUCACGGACAGAACCCAAAUCCACUCCUCAUCCAUUGCAGUGCUGGCGUUGGACGAACGGGUGUGGUGAUCAGUAUUGAUAGCGUCGUAGCUCAUGCGAAGAAAACUGGUAUGGUAGAUAUCUUCAACUUCGUCACAAAGAUCAGACAGAAUCGACCAUACAUGGUCCAGACACAGGAACAGUAUGCUUUCAUCUAUGGAGCUGUACUGGAAGACCUUCUCUGGAGGAAUACUUUGAUCCCUAUUAUUCAUUUUACUGAUCAUCUUCAAGAUUUACACGCUUCUCUUGAUGAACAUAGACGAUCCAAUAUGACUAAGGAAUUUGAGACUCUAAAGAGUAUCUGUGCAGAUCCUCCAGCUUCACAAACAAGAUCAGGACGCAUUGCAGAUAAUCAAAAUCGAAACAGAUACGGCAACAACCUCCCAUUGCAGAGAAAUCGAGUGACGCUGGACUCUCCGGAUCACGAUUAUAUCAAUGCUAGUUAUGUCAAGGGAGUGCAGUGUACCUUCUUGACAACUCAGAUGCCAUUACCAAACACUGUAUCUGAUUUCUGUUCCAUGGUUAUAAACAAUCAACCAUCUACUAUCAUCAUGCUCAACGACAAGAGUCAAGAUGACAAGAGUUGUGCACAGUACUGGCAAGACCACGGAACUGCUCAGUUUGGAUCUUACACUGUUUCAACCUUAUCCACAUCCUCCGAUGAUGACAUGACCGUUCGACAGCUGCAAGUUACCAGCGACUCACAUGCCAGUCACACAGUAACUCAAUACCAGUUCCAUGGAUGGCCUAAAUGUAUUUCAGAGCGAAAGUCUGGGGCACGGUCGUUGCUGAGCCUAAUCCGUGCUGUCAAAAGUUCCACCAACAAUGAGAGAAAAUUUUCCAUUAUUGUCCAUUGUUUGAGUGGUGUUGGACGUACAGGUGUAUUUUGCAGUGCUAUGGAGUGCAUUGCCCAAAUAGCAGAGAGUGACUCAGUCGAUAUAUUCCAGACAGUCAAGAUCUUGCGGGCUGAUAGGAUGCAGUUCGUCCAAACAGAGGAGGACUAUGCUUUCAUCUAUGAUGUCAUCCGUGCAUACCUACACACUGAAAACUAUGAACAGCUUCCAUACCCUGUUGACGAUCACACCUACGGCAAUGUAGAGACAGAACGCCAUACUCCUGACCCGGAGGAGAACCCAUAUGAGGUCACAGAUCCCAAUGAAGCAGGACCUGGAGCCGUCGCACUCGUAUACGGCAACGUAGAUGCCCCAGAUGCUGAUAGGCCAAAGGACCAGGGGAGACCGAAGCCCAAGCCUCAAGAACCGUAUUUAGUCUACGAAAACUUUGCAUUUGAAUCUUAAUUGUUGCUUGACUUGUGGUGAGUUUAAUGACAGUCGGACCUAAAUUUUGAAGAUGGUGCUCGAACCUAUUUAACUUUAGAUGAAGUCAUCAUUAUCAUUGCAAAAUAUAAUUAAACUAUCAGGAUUGUCACUGUGCUAUUGUUGUUAAGUAUUUAUAUUUCAAAUUAAUGUUCACUAAAUACUUACAUGUACCUUAUUUGCAAGUGACGAUUUUGUUUCAUUGAGUGUAUGUCGUAACUGGGUAGUAAGAUGCUUCUUGAAAUUAAUCCAAUUAUAUUUUCCUCUUGACAAGUUCACGUAUACUCUUUGUGGACUUCCGAUCAAUACAUUCUAAAUUCACUACAUAUCGAAUAAUUGUGGCAAUAAAACACAACCCUGUCUUACUCCCAUCUCUUAUCAUUGCAUUCACUACUCUAGCCUACCAUUAUUUCCAAUCGAUUCAGAUAAAGACGUUGAAGCCGUCCUAGAACUGAUUUCUAUGUCCGCUUCCUCUGUGAAGAAAAGUUGUUCAAACGACGAUUGGAGUUUAUUGUACCACCUUGCCCUAAAAAACACCCGCAAAAAUGAUAUGAGCAUAAAAUAUGAUCUAUUUCUAACAAUCCAAAGCUUCAUUACAAGGGAGAGCAAGAAUGGUGGGUCUGCCAAGUCACUGACAAAUUUUCUCUUCCCGAUUUACGUGACGUUUUAAGUUAUAUUCCAUCUUCUUGGAAAGUAUAUUUUUGGCACGUGACCAAUUUACUCAUCUAACAAAGAUCUUAUAUAUUUUCAUUUUCAAAUGUUUUGAUGUCUUCAGUUUCUUGAAUUUGCACUUAUGUGUGCUUAUCAUGUGAUGACUCCCAAAGUCAACCCUUUGAUAAGGUUUUCUUGCUUCAUUACUCUUUUCAAUUUGUUACUUUCAUGACAAUCUAGUCUAUCAGGUUUCGCAAGAUUUCGCCAGGACUAUUUAAAGUGUAUUUUUAUUUUUUUGUUUCCUUUUACGUGCUUUUGUAAAGCAAUAGGUAAUCAUGAAAUUAGAAGCUAAACUAGUUGAUUUGUGAAAUAUUAUUCACACACAACGGUGGUACCACAAAAAAUAAUUGUAUGAAAUAAAAGACCAUGGGCACUACACAGUAAAAACGCUGUUUAAGAUUUUAUACAACGUUGUUUACUAUAUGAACCUUACAGUAUUUGUUUUACCGUUUAAACAAUCAUGUUUAAUUUAUUGAAAAUUAGAUAUUGAAAGUUAAACUUUGUUGCUUAAGAUUUAAACAGUUGUUUAAACUGUUUAAACAAUUACUGUAAGGUUCAUAUAGUAAACAGCGUUGUAUAAUUUUUGUUUACUGUGUAUACGGCAACGAUAAAGCUUGACCAUGUUUCCUUCAUGUUUUUAGAUUCCCGGGGGAGCGUUUCAUCAACAUUUACGUCCGACUAGUUGUCGGGAAUGACAACUUUCCUUGAUUUUCAUUGGCUAAGAACACUGUUACAAUAAAAACAGUCAGAUAAAAUGUCUGACAAUUCCUUUCAUGAAGCGAUGACAUGCUCCCUUGCUCUCUGUGUUAUGAAUCGUAGAUUCAAUUUGGCUUUAUAUUCUAUGCUUCAUAAUCUGUAAAAAGCUUCAGUUGUGUUCUUUUAAAGUGUCUAUCGUGUCUUAGUAGGUAUAUAUUUAAGAGUGUCACAUUAUUUCGUCUACAGAAAUAAUUUAGUCAUGUAAGUCGUUGACUAAAGGAAAUUAUAUGUAACAGUACUAAGAUUUUAUUAUGAGAGGAAAAUGUGCAUUAUUACUAUUAGUUUUAACUUGCUUAAUAAGAAUUGCGGGAAAAUGAUGGUCGUAUAGUUUUAUAGAAUCGUUUGUUCCUAGAUCUGUGGACCGGUUCACCUUUUUUCACUUGAAUAUGUCAAUUGUAAGGUUAAUUAUUGCUGUUCGAUAUUGUAAAACUGCUUUACUAGUAAUGUAAUGCUUUCAGACCACUGCUUUGUUCAAUGAAAGGAAAUUGUUAAAUACAGUAAAAAUCGGAAACAAAAAUUAUUUUCAAAUUCAUGAACCAAUGUUUAUUUUGUCCUACCAUUUUGUGGUUUUGUUUGAUUUUCAUUUGAAGAGGCCUACAGGGUAUUGUAAUAUUCAUUUUGGUUAUUGUUAUUUGUAAUUUAUUGUUUAAAAACACAUAUUUUCUAAAUGGAGGUGUGCAGUCCUUUCUUCAUAUGACAUGUACGAGGAAAGGGUCCAUUAGACUAUCUGAUUUAUUGAGGAUGAUAUACAUGUAUAUACAGUUUAUUCAAUGAAGGAUUUUUUUUCUUUUUUUGUAGUUUUUUAUGUUUCAUUUGAAGAUAUGUAUCAAAUACUCAUUUUAUGUAAUGUUAACAAACAAGAAUUUAUAACUUUCUAUGUAAGUUUUUAGUCGGUUUAUAUACCAUCUAUUUUUAUAUAACUUCAGAUGUAUAAAAUACAUUAUUCACGAUUUAUUGUUUCCAAUAAAGAUACUCACUGGCUGUCCAUGAGAAAAAAAUGAUAAUAAUUUACUUUG